Molecule: messenger RNA, 4903 nt
Organism: Pan troglodytes (chimpanzee)
Lineage: Eukaryota; Metazoa; Chordata; Mammalia; Primates; Hominidae
Gene: CDC50A
Product: transmembrane protein 30A
Exons: 7
Coding region: 305-1726 (473 amino acids)
Biological process (GO): phospholipid translocation
Cellular component (GO): endoplasmic reticulum; Golgi apparatus; plasma membrane
Source: RefSeq, a predicted model, not a curated record
UGAAUGGCGAUUUAUUAGAUAAAGUCGCGGUUUUACAACCUAAGCAAAUACUGCUAAUCCUCCCCCGACUCAAUCCACCUUGAGGCCGCCUUUUAAAUGCUCCGACUCCCUUCAGAGAAAGCCUCGAGGUAAAAAGAAAAACCUGUCUGGCAAUCCAGACCUGCCGUCGCCACGAUAACCAGAGUAGCAGGCAGGUGUGUGCUUACUAAACCACGGCCAACAGAGCGAAGGUGCGCCUACGCCGCGCGCGAAGUGUCACCGUAGCUCUAGGACCACGCAUGCGCGAACGCAGCUUCGCGAUCCAAUGGCUGAGCCCGUCACAGGACAGAUGAUCAGGGUGCGUCCGCCUUUUCGUUCCCGCUUCUAUCCUCCUCCCCUUUCCCCUCCCCCUGUCCCUCCUUCUUCUCCCUCCUCCCUCUCUCCCUCCCUCUGGCGUCUCCAGCCGACUUUCGCUUCCCGUCAGCAGCCUUUGGCGGAAGAGUGUCCCGCCUCUUCCGCUCUACAGCGGAGGUGGCUGUGGCGGUGGCGCUGGUGGCGGCGGCGGCGGCGGCAGCGGCGCUCGAGCGGUUCCUGUCAGGGUCAGCCGGCGGGCCCCCUGGGUGGUCCACCUGCAAGUCGCGGAGCGGCGCCCCAGGGAUCGAUGGCGAUGAACUAUAACGCGAAGGAUGAAGUGGACGGUGGGCCCCCGUGUGCUCCGGGGGGCACCGCGAAGACUCGGAGACCGGAUAACACGGCCUUCAAACAGCAACGGCUGCCAGCUUGGCAGCCCAUCCUUACGGCUGGCACGGUGCUACCUAUUUUCUUCAUCAUCGGUCUCAUCUUCAUUCCCAUCGGCAUUGGCAUCUUUGUCACCUCCAACAACAUCCGCGAGAUCGAGAUUGAUUAUACCGGAACAGAGCCUUCCAGUCCCUGUAAUAAAUGUUUAUCUCCGGAUGUGACACCUUGCUUUUGUACCAUUAACUUCACACUGGAAAAGUCAUUUGAGGGCAAUGUGUUUAUGUAUUAUGGACUGUCUAAUUUCUAUCAAAACCAUCGUCGUUACGUGAAAUCUCGAGAUGAUAGUCAACUGAAUGGAGAUUCUAGUGCUUUGCUUAAUCCCAGUAAGGAAUGUGAGCCUUAUCGAAGAAAUGAAGACAAACCAAUUGCUCCUUGUGGAGCUAUUGCCAACAGCAUGUUUAAUGAUACAUUAGAAUUGUUUCUCAUUGGCAAUGAUUCUUAUCCUAUACCUAUCGCUUUGAAAAAGAAAGGUAUUGCUUGGUGGACAGAUAAAAAUGUGAAAUUCAGAAAUCCCCCUGGAGGAGACAACCUGGAAGAACGAUUUAAAGGUACAACAAAGCCUGUGAACUGGCUUAAACCAGUUUACAUGCUGGAUUCUGACCCAGAUAAUAAUGGAUUCAUAAAUGAGGAUUUUAUUGUUUGGAUGCGUACUGCAGCAUUACCUACUUUUCGCAAGUUGUAUCGUCUUAUAGAAAGGAAAAGUGAUUUACAUCCAACAUUACCAGCUGGCCGAUACUCUUUGAAUGUCACAUACAAUUACCCUGUACAUUAUUUUGAUGGACGAAAACGGAUGAUCUUGAGCACUAUUUCAUGGAUGGGAGGAAAAAAUCCAUUUUUGGGGAUUGCUUACAUCGCUGUUGGAUCCAUCUCCUUCCUUCUGGGAGUUGUACUGCUAGUAAUUAAUCAUAAAUAUAGAAACAGUAGUAAUACAGCUGACAUUACCAUUUAAUUUUAUAUUAUGAAAGCAAAUCAUCUGCAUGUGCAUCAAGGCCAGUCCUAUUCAACCUAGCUUUCGAAUGCUGAUGUCUGGUUAGUAUGUCAUUUUGAAGUUGGCACAUAACUUUUCUAAAAAAAAGCAGUCUUUGUUGUUUGCUUCUUCCCUACGGAUGACUUCUAAAAAUAUAUGACGGGUAUAAAAAAAUUAGCUAUAUUGAUCAUAUCAACACUGUAACUGCUGAAAUGGCAUUCUAAUGUUUGCUUUUUAUUCGGACAGGCCACAUGAUGCAUAGAGCCUCUUUCAUGUGACUUGUGUCUACUGCUUAAAUCUUUAUGCUGUGUUGAUGAUAUUAUAUUGACAUAUGAUGCUGUAUAUGUGUAUGUAUUUUGUGGAGAAAGGGAUUACAAGAUGUAUGAGUAUAAUGACUUGCUAACCUUUCAGGAUUCAGAGAAAGAUGAAGAAAGACCAUAUCUAAAUAAUACACUUCAUCAUUUUCAUGUGUAUAAAUGCUUAAAGUACCAUCUUUGUUGAGGUGGUUCAUGUAUCCAGUUUAUCCAGUACAGUUAUUUGUCAAGCUUAGCUUUGAUUUCAAAGGACACGCUUACCUUGUCUGGCAUAAGAAUUAAUGCUCAUGUCUGCAGUGGUUGGGUAGGUCCUGCUUAGGAGAAUUUAAAAAUUCCUCUUUCCGUUUGGUUGAAUGUUGCAGUCAGGAACCCCAACUCACUUGGAAUGUUUUUAUAUGUAAUCAUUUCCCUUGAAGCUUAUACUUUAUAAGGGAAGAAAGAAUUCAGGUGAUACGGGAAAACUGCUUGGCAGACCUUCAUCUUCUGCCUCAACUGUAAACCACAUGUAAAUGCUUAAUGGAGACUGUUUUCAUUCUUGUGAUAUUUAACAUUCAGAAAAUUACUUCAGCUUUGGAAAUACUCAGGCUGUUUUUAUUUUGCAGGUAAGUGUUUUAAGUACUAAUAUUCCAGAAAUUUUUGAAAGCAGUAACCUUAAUUUCCUAUGUAUUUCAUUCCACUUUUGCAUAUAGGUCAAAUAGCAAUGUGUAUGCACAUUCUCUUUAGUUAAGGCACCAAUUGUUUUGGUUGGUUUUCCUAAGACAUACUUUAAAAAGAUGUUCUAUAAAUUUCCUAAUUAAAUUAUGGGGAUUUUGGAGUAUGUACAUGAUAAAUUAUAAUAUGUAUAUGGUUGAAGUUAUUUUAUUUUUUACUAAUGAAUUAUUUUAAUAUUCCUUAUUGAAUAAAUGCUGUAACUUGUUUGCUAUGGAACUUAUUCUUAAAGUUCUAGUUAAAAAUAAUUUUUCCACAUGCAUGAAAAUAUGUAUUAAUCAGAGGUGGCUUAAUUACAUUGAAAUUGCUUUUUUGUUGUUGUUGUUGUUUUUACUGAAAUAACUCAUGUUUGUGUAGAAGAAUGCCUGUUUACUCAGAGUUUAUAUUUUCCUUCAGUUAUAUUUUAAAUCAAAAGGUCUGGGUAAUGUAUACUUUCUAUUAAUAUAUACUUUUUUAAAAAAACAAAAAACAAUGUAAUGGUUAAUAGUAGAAAUGUGCCACACUUUUCAAGUUUUAUAUAACAUAUGAAAUUCAGUUAAAAGAAUGUGUGUUUCAUAAUGACUUUUAACUGGUAAAAAUAUUACUUGCACGAAGUACUUGAUGUAUGGUUAUCCUGAAAUUUCGGAGUAUUUGGUGUGUUCUUUGUCUAAAAAUAGUCUGUUUUGUCAGUCCUUCAGAAUGUUAUUUAUUCUGAAGAUUGUCCCUCUUGCACUUGGCAGUUUAUUUUCUGGGAUACAUUGUUGGGGGAGAGGGGUUUCUGCCACUCUUUCCAGAUUGAGUCUGUGCUGUUUAAGGAGGACUACCAUCCUGCAACUCUUUUUCUAAUUGGGGCACAGAGGAUGUCGCUAAAGAAAAGUUGAAGAGCCCUUUCAGCACUUUCUUAUCUGUGGAGAAGAUGGAAUCUUAAAAUACAUUUGGAGUUUUAUCUGUUUUACAAGUCCAUUGAUGGCCUAAGUUCCUCCUGUUUUCUGCUGUUUGAUCUCUAAGGAACUCCUGUUGCUAAAUAUGAAGAGUAUGGAACAUUCAUAUGGUCUCUGUGAAGCAUGGGGGGAGGGAAGACAUUUCUUUUUCUUAUAGGCUUUAUGCUCAAAUGUCAUAGUCUCCUUUCAAAGAAUUGUCUUGCAUUUUAAAUGCACCCAGCUUAAGUAGAAGACAUUGAAGGAUGCAUUAAUUUUCAGGAACUAUUUUGAAUUAUGAAAAGAUUCCCAAUUGAAAAAAUUAUUCAACAAGUAAAAGCUAAGAAAUUUCAUUGAAAUCAUAAGGCAGUUUAAGCAUAAAUUGAUAAAAAUAGCUGUGUACUACUAAUUAAUAGAAAAUCAUUCAACCAAGAGAAGAGUCAAGUGAAUAUCAUUUGUUUAUUGGCUAGUGAGUUUCUUUGUAACGUUGAUUUUAUUAAAUGAUAAUAUUCGGUUAGUAUGUCCUAUGUUAAUAAAAAUGAACAAAAUUAAUUUUGCUAUGUUUAGGUGUCUUGAUAAAAUAACAAUGCUCCAGUGUUGUUGCUUACAUUUAGCACUAAAUUUUAACACAGGGUCAGUGAGUCCAGGUUUUAACUUCUUCAUGCCUGGAUGGGAUAAAAUGUAAUUCAUUGUUAAAUUAAUUCGUAUUUGUAUUUAUUAAUCACUGUGACAACAUUAACCAUUUGUUCUUACCAGGAAGUGGUCAGAUUAUCAUCUGAGUUACAGUUAGACUGGCUAAGUUUGGUAUUAGAUCAAGGGGAAUGUCCAGUAAACAGAGAGGUAAGCAUGAUGAAAAUAAUGAAGUGGGGUACACAGGAAAAACCUGACUAGUGAGGAGGAGCAGCUGAGAGAUAGGGUCAGUGAAUGUGGUUCAGCCUGCUACCUCUCCUGUCUUCAUAGAACCAUUGCCUUAGAAUUAUUGUAUGUCACGUUUUUUGUUGGUUAAGCUGUAAAGUUUUGUUCUUUGCGAACAUGGGUAUUUUGAGGGGAGGGUGGAGGGAGUAGGGAAGUGGUCCUUUUACAAGAAUUUUGAUGCAUAAGUGUCUAUUGUAGGGUUUGGAUGAUCUAGUACAGUGUUUUAGAACCCCUUUUUAUCCCAUGCACCAUUCAGUAAGCAUAAAAAUCACAAUUCUGCUAAUGUCAUUUGGAACUUCAAAAUAAAUAUCUUGUCUAAAAACAAA